AUGCGAAAGUCGUGGCAUUUUGUGGAACGAUCAUUUUCAAGUUCCAUUGGUCGAACUCAAUCUUUUUUACGCAGGGGAUCAGUAGUGCAAUCAAACGUUUUGGUGUCACUGGCCAUGCUAGUGGAACGACAAGCCAGUGAAUACUGUCAAGCUCUUGUCGUUUCCAUAUUUGUAAAUCCUUCGCAAUUCGCACCCCAUGAAGACCUUGAAAAGUAUCCACGUACAUUAUCCGAUGAUCUUAACAAACUAAACUCUAUUGAUUGCGUCGACGCGGUGUUUCUUCCAGAAGUGGAUGACAUUUACCCGGCAGGAAUUCCACUAGACGUUGAAAAACAACAAGGAACCUUCGUAGAAGUAAAGGGAAAAUCUCACCAAAUGGAAGGCCAAUCUCGUCCAACAUUUUUUCGUGGCGUUGCAACAGUAGUUACAAAAUUAUUCAACAUUGUUCAACCAGAUCAUACAUUCUUUGGUCAGAAAGAUAUCCAGCAAUGCAUAGUUAUUAAGAACAUGAUCCGAGACUUACAUUUUCCAAUAGAAAUGCAUGUUGGACCUACUAUCAGAGAGGAAGAUGGAUUGGCUAUGAGUUCUCGUAAUAAAUACCUCACCCCUGAAAUGCGGAACGUUGCCAUCACCCUAUAUCGAUGUUUAAAUGAGACAAAAGAAUUCUUUGAAAAUAAUAAUAUUCGAGACCGCAAGAGCCUUCUUGGUCCGGCUUAUGAACUCGUCGAUCGCGUUGCUAAAGACAUGGAAAGUAGAAAACUCGGAUUUUCUGUGAAAUUGGAUUAUCUCUCACUGGCAGAUCCUGAUACAUUACUAGAGCUUGAUGAAAUCGGAGAAAAGGGGGCCAUUCUGUCGGGCGCAUUAUAC
Molecule: messenger RNA, 867 nt
Organism: Acaulospora colombiana
Lineage: Eukaryota; Fungi; Glomeromycota; Glomeromycetes; Diversisporales; Acaulosporaceae
Source: the annotation of a GenBank genome assembly